Ipomoea nil (Japanese morning glory) is the source of this 2828-nucleotide messenger RNA. RefSeq names its product acylamino-acid-releasing enzyme. The transcript has 18 exons. Bases 27 to 2513 code for a protein of 828 amino acids. Gene Ontology annotation, biological process: proteolysis. Gene Ontology annotation, molecular function: serine-type endopeptidase activity. NCBI's taxonomy places the organism in Eukaryota, Viridiplantae, Streptophyta, Magnoliopsida, Solanales, Convolvulaceae. The record is from RefSeq and is a predicted model, not a curated record.
CAUUAAAAAAGAUAAAUCUAAGGAACAUGUCGAGAUCACUGUUGGACUGCUACUGGACUUCUUCACUUACUCACUGGCAGAGACGCUUCAACCCAUUUCUCUCGCGCCCGCAAUUCUUUCCUCGCUCUCCUUCAAUUCGUCUCGUCAACCCUCUCUCCGCCGGACCCUUCCCUCCUCCGUCUAGAUACUUUUCAGCUAGUUUUGCUAUGGAAAACCCUCAAACCAAGCCCCCGAAAGGAUUGCCUUUGGGCGUAGAUGCAUCUUCCGAGGAAGAGUACUCUUCGCAAUCUAAAUUGCUCAAAGAAUUUAUAGAUAUCCCCAUUGUUGACAAGGCUUGGACUUUCACUUCUAGCAAUGGUUCCCAGGGCAUGUUCUUAAUUAGCCAACCAAAUCUCUUGGAAAACAAAAAGAGGAGAUAUUUAUUAUCAAACACUAUCACAAAAGGAGCAGACAGUUCUGUUAAUUUUAAAUGGGCUCCAUUUCCAAUUGAAAUGGCUGGAGUCUCUACAAUGGUUCCAUCUCCUUCAGGUUCAAAGCUUCUUGUUAUUCGUAAUUCAGAAAAUGGCUCACCGACUCACUUUGAAAUAUGGGGGCCCUCUCACGUGGAAAAGGAAAUUCGCAUUCCUUGUUCUAUCCAUGGAACUGUAUAUUCAGAUGGAUGGUUUGAGGGAAUUUCGUGGAACUCUGACGAAACUCUAAUAGCCUAUGUUGCUGAGGAGCCUAUUCCUUGCAAGCCGACAUUCACUAAUUUUGGUUAUAAGAAAGGCAAUGGGGCUGAUAAUGAUUGUGGUAGCUGGAAAGGAAAAGGACAAUGGGAAGAGGACUGGGGAGAGACCUAUGCAGGGAAAAGACAACCUGCUUUGUUUGUCAUCAAUAUUAACAGUGAAGAGGUAUAUCCCGUUGAAGGCAUAGGGAAGUCAUUGAGUGUCGGACAAGUUGUUUGGGCUCCAAAAGUAGAAGGUUUGCAACAAUAUCUGGUUUUUGUUGGAUGGCCGUCAGACACUAGAAAGUUAGGAAUCAAAUAUUGCUACAAUAGGCCUUGUGCCUUGUAUGCUGUCAAAGCUCCAACUUCUAAAUCAGAAGUCCAUGAAUCUGAUCAUAAGGCAACUGAAGAUGAAAUUAUGGUUAAACUGACAGAAACCAUUAGUAGUGCAUUCUUCCCCCGUUUCAGCCCGGAUGGGAAGUUCCUUGUGUUUUUAUCAUCAAAAAGUUCAGUAGAUUCCGGAGCACAUUCAGCAACAAAUUCACUUCAUAGGAUUGAUUGGUCAACUGAGAGAAAGCCAUGCCAAGGUGCAAAAAUUGUUGAUGUGGUUCCUGUUAUUAUGUGUCCUGAAGAUGGUUGCUUCCCAGGAAUUUAUUGCUUUGAUAUUCUUAGUAAACCGUGGCUUUCUGAUGGUUAUACUUUAGUUUUAGCGUCAUAUUGGGGAAGCACUCAGGUGGUACUUUCCAUAAACAUUUUAAGUGGACACGUGGCUCGCAUUAGCCCUAUCAACUCAGAUUUUUCUUGGAAUAUCCUUACACUAGACGGAGACAACAUAAUUGCCGUCUGUAGCAGCCCAGUCGACAUUCCUAAAAUUAAAUAUGGUGUUGUUGAAAAGGCAUCUCCGGAAGCCAUAUGGAGUUGGCUAGACAUUUCAAGCCCAAUAUCCAGGUGCUCUGAAAAGGUUACGUCAUUACUAUCAUCCCAACAAUUUAGUAUCAUGAAGAUUCCAGUCAGCGAUGUCUCUGAAAGCCUUCCAAAAGGUGCUACAAAACCUUAUGAGGCAAUAUUUGUGUCAUCUAAAUCUAAGAAGCAUGAUGAGCAUGAUCCACUGAUUGUAAUCCUUCACGGGGGUCCUCAUUCUGUCUCACUGUCAAGCUUCUCAAAAUCCUUAGCUUUCCUUUCAUCACUUGGUUUUAGCUUGCUGAUUGUAAAUUACAGAGGCUCCUUGGGAUUUGGCGAGGAAGCUCUGCAAUCUCUUCCUGGGAAAAUUGGGUCCCAGGAUGUUAACGAUGUGAUCACUGCUAUUGAUCAUGUCAUCAAUAUGGGUCUUGCAGAUCCAUCUAAAAUAGCUGUUCUUGGUGGUUCCCAUGGUGGAUUUCUAACGACACACUUGAUUGGCCAGGCCCCGGAGAAGUUUGCAGCAGCAGCUGCAAGGAAUCCCGUCUGCAACCUUGCUUUGAUGGUCGGCACAACUGAUAUCCCCGAUUGGUGCUAUGUGGAAACGUUUGGAAGUGAGGGUAUAUUGAGCUUUACGGAGGCCCCUUCUUCUGAACACCUUGCUGCAUUUUACAGCAAAUCACCCAUUGCUCACAUCUCUAAGGUUAAAACUCCUACACUCAUGCUUUUAGGCGCUAAGGAUCUUCGAGUACCAGUUAGCACGGGAUUGCAAUAUGCACGAGCUUUGAAGGAGAAAGGAGUUGAGGUAAAGGUGAUCUCGUUCCCAGAAGACGUGCAUGGAAUUGAAAGACCACAGUCUGAUUUCGAAAGCUUUCUAAAUAUUGGAGUGUGGUUUAAGAAGUACUGCACAUAAACGAACGAACUAUCCAUUUUCUGGCACACCGAGACUCUCUCUGAACAUCAACACAACAAUGUUCGGGCACGAAAAAUAAAAGAUGCUGUAAUUUAUUAUCUCGGUUUCACUGACUGGACUGGUGCAAGCAGCAUACCUGGUUUCUUGAAGAGAACCACUUGUGAAUUAAACCAAGGGAGGGAUUUUUCUUUCAUCUUUUCAUGGCACUUGAAAGUUGAAACUGCCAAUUCAAAUGCUUCUCUUUCUGAUGUAUAGACUAUGAAUAUUUUAACUUAUGUGAAGUUUAUAAUUUAGAUAUUGUAAUAUAUUUCAUUA